Molecule: messenger RNA, 702 nt
Organism: Pimephales promelas (fathead minnow)
Lineage: Eukaryota; Metazoa; Chordata; Actinopteri; Cypriniformes; Leuciscidae
Gene: asdurf
Product: ASNSD1 upstream open reading frame
Source: RefSeq, a predicted model, not a curated record
CGUCAUUCGUAUUCGACGAACGAGCUACUUGCAUGUGGAAAUGUUUCCUUAGUUAGACGAAGCGUUUUUACUUUUCAUAUAAAAUGUCUUCUAAGAACAUACAGCAACCGGAACCUGGGACUCAAGAAGAGCUCGCACAAAAAGAGGAGCUAAACAAGAAGAUAAAAGAGCAAAAGAUUUUAGUCGACGAGUUGAGCAAUUUGAAGAAAAACAGGAGAGUGUACACACAACAACCCAACAGCAAUAUAUUCUUUCUGGCAGACAAAGGAGAGAGUCUUAGCUCAUGUAAAAAGGAUCUUGAUAACAUGAGGAAAGAAUAUCAAGAUAUUUAGUUUCGUGGGAUCAUGUGUGGGAUCUGCUGUGUGGUCAGUUUGACCACACCGCAUGAUGCACUAGAGGAGUGUGUGUAUGAAAAUCUCAAAUACAGAGGGCCCAACUGUAGCCGGGACAUUACAAUAACAAUCUCAGACUGCAGUCUCCUUUUCUCUGCACAUGUGCUUCAUAUGAGGGGUUGCUUGACACCUCAGCCUCUUCAAGAUGACAACGGGAACAUGCUUCUCUGGAAUGGAGAGGUAUUUGGUGGUCCGAAAGUAGAGCUGGAAGACAAUGACACCAAAGUUGUUCUCCAUCACCUGUCAAUGGCGCAGAGCACCUCAGAUGUGAUACUUUUUCUGUCGCAACUCAAAGGACCCUGGGCCUUUA